Molecule: messenger RNA, 2786 nt
Organism: Oncorhynchus mykiss (rainbow trout)
Lineage: Eukaryota; Metazoa; Chordata; Actinopteri; Salmoniformes; Salmonidae
Product: mucosa-associated lymphoid tissue lymphoma translocation protein 1
Biological process (GO): proteolysis
Molecular function (GO): cysteine-type endopeptidase activity
Source: RefSeq, a predicted model, not a curated record
GGGGAUCAUUGUUCCGGGAAAAGGAUGUCCUGUUUUUUGUUGAUAUAAUGUUGAGGAUUUACAAGAGUUACAUUCUCUACUAUAGUUUGUAAAGGCCAUCUUACAUUCUCUACUCUAGUUUGUUUAAUGUCAUCCGGUCAUCUGCUGUUACAGACAGUGUGGCAUGUGCAUGGUGUUUGGUCGCAGUUCAGGUAGCACAGUGCAGUAAUGACCAGAACAGAUCAUACUUGAGGUUCAGAAGUUCUUAUUUCACGUUGAAGUGAUGAAAAACAUGAUCAGAGACAUCGUCAUUGUGCAGCAUCCUGUUUCUGUGUAUGUACCACUGAACUAUAAGGUGACUCUGAGUGUGAGAGCAGAGGGAACCGGUAUCCUGAACUACCAGUGGUUCAAGUCUAGUAAAGAGGAGGUAUUUGGUGGGACCAGAGCAGAUCUGAUUGUCACAGCCCAGAGGUCUCAGUCCUACAUUUGUCGCGUGAAUGACCAGUUCUGCAACUGUGUGUUCAGUGAAUGGGUCACAGUAAAGGUCCUGGACAUUGCUAAACCAGGUCUCCCAGUAGCAUGGCGAGGGGAGCCCCAUAUCACUGUACAACCUGCACCCCAGACUGUCAGACAAGGGGAGAGACUCACCCUCAGCUGCACCGCCUUUGGCAUUCCCACCCCUCACUACCAGUGGUACAGAAAUGGACAUCCUCUGUUGGGCAAGACCACGGACACACUGCAGAUAGAGAAUGCAGGGACAGACCAUAGAGGAACAUAUCUCUGCUAUGUAUCCAAUGUUCAAGAGGAGAGAUGGACAGAGGCAGCUGAUGUUGAAAUAGUGCCAUCUAAUCAACUCACAGCGACUGACAAAGUGGCCCUGCUUAUUGGUAACCUCAACUACUCCCACCAUCCGGACCUGAUGGCCCCCACUAUGGAUGUCCAAGAGCUGGCCAACCUGCUGCAGCAGCUGGGCUUCAGAGUGGUGUCUUUACUGGAUCUCACCAGGGAGGAGAUGCUGGCGGCUAUUGACAAGUUCCUUCUCCUGCUUGACAGGGGCGUGUAUGCCCUGUUCUACUAUGCUGGUCAUGGGUACGAACGUUUAGGAAGAAACUAUCUGGUGGCAAUAGAUGCUCCACAACCAUACCGUUCAGAGAACUGUGUCUGUGUACAGAGGGUCAUGCGCAAGAUGCAGGAGAGACGGACUGCAUUGAAUGUGGUCUUACUAGACACCUGCAGAACAUGGUACAACGUAGAUUGCAUAGCUUCUGAAAUCAGGCCCUUGGUACCAAUGGGAAACACUGUGUAUGGAUAUGCCACAUGUGAAAAUGCAGAGGCUUAUGAGGUACAGGACGGAGGGAAGAGCACCGGAAUCUUCACUAAAUAUCUGAACAAGCACAUCCUACAGCCAGAGAAAGUCACCCACAUCCUGGAGCUGGUGUCUGAGAAUCUGGGCAGAGACCCUUUCGUCACAGGCAAGCAGGCGGUGGAAAUCAGACACACGCUAAAGGAGCCCCGCUCCCUCACAGAUCCGAUCAGGACCACCAGCCACACUGGAGAACUACAUCUGAGAGACGCCUGCUGGAGACAGGCCAACGAGCUACCACAUCAGAAGUUGCUUAUUUUCCCCUGUGGAGUUGAGGUGGAGGUCAGCUUCUCAGCCUUGUUCUCCAACGUCAUGGUUGCUUUUGGCAGAGUGAUAACCACUGGACCCAGAGCCCAGGACUGCACUAUCACUCUGAGGAGCACACCUGCAAUGGAGGAUGUAUUCUCUAGUCCUGGGAGGUCAGGUGAAAUGGACUCUCUGUUGCUAAAUAACUUGGUUGCUGAAAACCCUGACUGUAGCCUCAGACUUUGUGGCCUUCAAAAGCUUCAGGGAUCCUUAGUGAUAAAGGUGGACCUACACUAUACCCACAUGGACAGGAAGCUGUGGCUGCAAGAGAGCAAACAGCUGGACAUAGGGAAGCCUCUUGUGGCAUCCUGUGAUCUGCACAGGGGACAGCAAGCAAUGGUUGCCCAGAGAUGAGAUGGUGCCCCUGCCCAGAGUAUGGGACACAGCUGCAUCUCACACAGCAAGCAGCGCCCACGUCAGACAUUAGGCCAGCCAGGCCGCCCCUUCACUAAGAGUGCAGAGUGUGCUGCCAAAGUUCCCACUGCAAGGAGCAAUGAACCAGGGGAGAAUGAUGAGACUGAGCCUCAAGACUUUACCCAUUGAUUUCCCCUCUCCACGUCUAUGGAAAAAGGAUAUUCUAGUAGUAGUGACUAGUGUAGUCCAUCGGAUAUUUGCUGUUUAGGCUUUAAUCAAUGCACAUAAUAAAAUCAGCAUGAUACAUUCCCUUUCGCUGGUUAAAUUCUAUCAGUCUAAUUGUGGUUAUAAAGGUGUGUAUGUACUGUAUACAUGGGUGCAUGUGAGUUUGAGGAGAUGACAUUCUGGAUUAUGUUCCUCCCAAUAAGCACUAUUGUUCUGUUCUCAGCAUGACACUCAAACAAAUGAAAUAUGUAUUAUUUAAAAUGAUCACAGAAUUAAAUAAAUUACACAAUAUAAAUGGGACAAUAUUUUCAUGUUGCAUAUCUUUUAACCAUCUCAUCUUUUAACCAUCCCAUCUCAUUAAAUGGUUUCAAUAUCUGUUUUUACAAUUUAUAGUUGGUUAGAAGUUUAAGUCAUUGAAAUUUGGAGCUAUUGAAAUUGAAAAUAUUGUCCCAUGUACAGUGCCUGUACAAGUAUUCAUACCCCUUUACUUAUUCCAUAUUUUGUUGUGUUACAGCCUGAAUUCAAAAUGGAUUAAAUUGUUUUUCCACUUACCCAUCUA